CUGUGAUCAACUUAGUAUACUUGAGUCCGCGCUAGUGUUCGCACGCUUCCCACUCCUAUUUCCACACUCCAUUAGUUUGUUGUUGUAUUUGUUCGCUUUUAGACUUCAUUCUUAUAAUAUACACUUUGUGCAAGUCUAAUUUAAGACGGUAAAAUGCUUGCGGUCAUUAUAGUGGUAAUUGUGGUUUUGGUUCUAUACUUAUACGGAACAAGAAACUUUAAGUACUGGGAACGAAAACAAGUUAAACAUGACGAGCCAGUAAUCUUUUUCGGUAACAAUACAAGAAAUUAUUUAAUGCAACAAAGUGUAUGCCAGUUGGCAGUGGAGAUGUACUGGAAGUAUCCAAAUGAGAAAGUGGUAGGUUUUUAUCGAGCAUCUCGUCCUGAACUUAUUAUUAGGGACCCUGAUAUUGCCAAACGAAUACUCACAACAGACUUUGCUAGCUUUUAUCCGCGUGGACUGAACAUGAACACCGAUGAGAUAGAACCUUUGCUUCGGAAUUUAUUUUUCGCUGACGGUGACCUUUGGCGGUUACUACGUCAACGGAUGACACCCGCUUUUACCAGUGGCAAACUGAAAGCUAUGUUUCCAUUAAUCGUGGAACGAGCUGAACGGCUGCAGGCCAGGGCACUCAACGCCGCUUCCGAAGGACAGGAGAUCGACGCUCGCGACCUCAUGGCACGAUACACGACUGAUUUCAUUGGUGCCUGCGGCUUCGGACUUGACUCGGACUCACUCAAAGAAGAAAACUCCGCUUUUAGAAAACUUGGAGCUACUAUAUUUCAAGCGGGACCUAAAGAAAUUUUCGUCGUUAUUUUAAAAGAACUCUUUCCCAGCAUAUUCAACAAAUUAAAACUUAUGACUCGCGUGGAAAAAGGUAUUUAUCAACUAGUGAACGAAGUACUACGACAACGAAACUAUGAACCAUCGGGUAGAAAUGACUUCAUAGAUCUUUUGCUUGAAUGUAAGAAAAAAGGCACAAUUGUUGGGGACUCGAUAGAAAGAAUGAAACCAGAUGGAAAACCAGAAAUUGCAACUUUAGAAAUGAAUGAGGAUCUCAUAGCGGCUCAAGUAUUUGUCUUUUUCGCUGCUGGUUUUGAAACAUCCUCCUCAGCAACCAGUUUUACCCUACACGAACUAGCUCAUCAUCCUGAUGUACAAAAUAAGGUACAAGAGGAGAUUGAUAGCGUUUUGGAAAGGUAUGAUAACAAACUAAGCUACGAUGCCAUUAAGGAAAUGCACUACCUAGAGUGGACAUUUAAAGAAGCAAUGAGAAUAUUUCCUUCGCUUGGUUUCUUGAUAAGACAAAGUGCCAAAAAAUACACUUUCGAAGACUUAAAUCUAACUAUUGAUGAAGGAGUAAGAGUAAUAAUACCCAUUCAAGCAAUGCAAAAUGAUUCUAAGUACUUUGAUAAUCCGAAAGAAUUCCGCCCUGAAAGAUUUGAUCCGAAUAAUUUUAAUGCUGACAACAAAUAUGUAUACUUACCAUUUGGUGUUGGACCUCGAGCUUGUAUUGGUGAGCGGCUUGGCCUGAUGCAAUCGCUGGCGGGGCUGGCCGCAGUUCUGUCACGUUUCACCGUGCGACCCGCACCCUCUACACUACGACACCCAAUAAUUAACCCUACCUCGGGCAUCGUACAAACUGUAAAAGGUGGCUUGCCACUAUUGUUCCUAGAAAGGAAGCCUAGAUGCUGAAGGAUUUUGACUUGAGCGGUUCGGUCAAAAAUGUUAUUACAUAUUAUAAAAUAUUAUACUAUCAUGCAUUAAUUAAGAAAAAUCUUUGUGAUUUUAAUUAACAGGAACGAUACUUUGUGAAUAUAUCGUCCAUAAAUGGAAUAACUGUUAAAACAACACAACAAUCGUUGUGUCAAAUUACGAUAAUUGUACCUACUGAAAAAUAUUUUUGAUACGAGUAGUUAAGCUGUUACGACUAAAUACGGUUAGUUAACUUGUAUACACGGCAUUUUUUUUUUUUUAAUAUAAUAAUAUAAUUACCUAAAUAAGUUUUUGACCUGCAAAAUAUUAUCCUUAACAAUUUCUUAUAUUUUAAUUUUUGUUGAUAGAAUUUCAGCCUAAAAUUAUUGCAAUUUAAUAAAUCUUGGUUUACACAUAUGUAUUUAGAGAGUGGAAAAUUACAUCCGGUCGAAAAUUAUUCCCUUCGACAUAAAUUAGUUGACGAUCACUGUUUAUUUUGUAUAUUUUGAGAUAGAAUAAGGUAUUUUAUAAGUGUAUAACAAAAUAAACAAACAUUAAUA
Molecule: messenger RNA, 2255 nt
Organism: Vanessa atalanta (red admiral)
Lineage: Eukaryota; Metazoa; Arthropoda; Insecta; Lepidoptera; Nymphalidae
Product: cytochrome P450 6B6-like
Exons: 2
Coding region: 154-1695 (513 amino acids)
Molecular function (GO): monooxygenase activity; heme binding; oxidoreductase activity, acting on paired donors, with incorporation or reduction of molecular oxygen
Source: RefSeq, a predicted model, not a curated record